Messenger RNA from Cyphomyrmex costatus, 1200 nucleotides. RefSeq names its product putative odorant receptor 92a. The record is from RefSeq and is a predicted model, not a curated record. Gene Ontology annotation, molecular function: olfactory receptor activity; odorant binding. The transcript is spliced from 5 exons. NCBI's taxonomy places the organism in Eukaryota, Metazoa, Arthropoda, Insecta, Hymenoptera, Formicidae. Gene Ontology annotation, cellular component: plasma membrane. Bases 1 to 1200 code for a protein of 399 amino acids. Gene Ontology annotation, biological process: sensory perception of smell; detection of chemical stimulus involved in sensory perception of smell.
AUGGACUUUCAAAAUGUAAAUCCAUUAAAUGUUAAAUUAAACAGGUUCUCAGGCAACUUGUUACCAAUGACUAGCGACGAUUCUCUGUUUCCUGCAGCGUGGAGGAUAUACAGUGCUGUCAUAUGGUUAAUCGAAACGAUUCAAACUACCGCAGUAAUUGCUGGAAUCUUGAUCGUGCCAAGAAAUAAGGCUUUGCAGGAUGCAACGGUUGGCUUAGUGGUCACCAUAGAAGUAUUUUUUUUAUUAAAGCAAAUGUAUAUGUACAGAGUCCUUGUAACUCAAUUAAUUCAAAAACUAAAUGAAAUUCUGUGCUCUGAGGAUAACACAUUGAAGAUCAUCGUGAGGUCCACCUUGAAGCCGGUAGAGAUUCCGCUCAAAUUUUAUUGCAUUGCUGGGACUGGAUCUAUAUUAGUGUGGUGCUGCAUGUCUUUCACGGUGAUCUUCGAAAAAAACUAUUUUCUCUAUGAGGAUUACAGACUACCAAUAGUUCUUUCAAAACAACCAUUCUCGAUGGAAAUGUUUCUAUUGGGAAACUGCAUUGCAACUAUUGCCAGCGUGUAUAUGUUUAUAAAGAAAGUUGCCUUGGAUGUUUAUAUGAUAAAUCUUGUGUUGCUGGUAACGGCACAAUAUCGUUAUAUUGCUGUGAAGCUCACAACAAUAUUUCGAGAAAAUAUUCCACAAGAUCAGCAUAAUAAAUUUGUAAAGGAAUAUUCUACUGUAGAUUCAUUGGCGGUUCUGAUGAAGAUGAAGGCGUUAUGUCGACAUCACAACACUGUGGUUCAAAUAACGCUAAUGCUAAAAAAAUUACUUUCUUUGAAUAUGAGUCUAAUGUAUUUGACUAAUGUUUUUCUUUUCUGCUUUCUCGAUAUUAUGCUGAUAAGUGCAGUAUUAGCAAAGACUCCUGUAGAAGGAAUUAUGAUAAUUAUGUAUAUAUCCGGUGGCUUAGUGCAACUUUAUAUUUUAUGCUCAUGCCUUAAUCAAUUACUGGAUGCGAGUGUAGGAAUAACAGAUAACGCAUUUCAUGAGAAAUGGUAUCAAUUUGGACCAUCAUUAAAAGAUAUGCUCAGGAUGAUGAUAAUAACUAAUAAUUUAGAGUGCAAACUGUCAAUCUCUGAAAGAUUUAGUCUAUCUCUGCCUUCAUUCAUGACGAUCUUGAAUCAGUCAUACUCGUUCGCACUUUUGUUUCUAAAAAUGAAAUAA